UACAGUUUCCCCAAUGUACCUGAUAUCUAUGCUUUGACAGUGUUUAACAGAACAGCACAAGACGUUAGCAGAUUUGAGUCUCAAAGGGGCAAACCCCCGUUUACUCCUAUUUGGAUACUGAAAAUCACAUGGGAUCAUGUUUUACCGGUAUCCUAUCAAAAGAUCAACUUGUCUGAGACCAACACUUUCCAGUGCAUUUUGACCACAGAUGGAUUACGUUCAUUUGCUCUGCUUCGCUACAGUGACAUGAACUGGGGUCCAGGACAAAGAACCCAUCAUGAUGCUCUUAUAGGCUACACAGAUGGCAAAAACAACUUCCAUAAUGAGAUUCCAAAUCCGCCAAACAACUUGUUCAACUCUGGAGGGCGAUAUCGUCCUCAAACUGUGACAGGUAACACAGGCGAAUUGGGGAAGCUGGUGUAUGACUUAACAGGAUCUGAUAAAACCAGUUCAGAUCCACAGAGGCAAUGCCAUAUAUGGGCCUUCAGUGAGCCAGAUCCCAAAGAAUGGGCAUUAGGACUGGCAACAUGUCCCUGUACUCGUGUACAGGCACAAGAAGAUCUGGCCUUUGGCCCUGAGACUCUACCAUCAGAACAGACUGCACAAGUGAGGGACCUGAGAAGUAUGAGAUGGGGUGGCAAAAGGGGCCGUGUUGUUCAGUCCAUCCUCUUUAACAAACAAAGAGCAGGAAAGAGAUGCCUGUAUGAUCCAGAGGGACCCCUGCUGGCUGGAUACAGUGAAAGGUUCUUUACUGAAGACAAGACACAACAACAUAUAGGUAAAGUGAUUCCAAAGCUUCAGGGAGUAAUGGAAUACAACUAA
Danio rerio (zebrafish) is the source of this 822-nucleotide messenger RNA. The record is from RefSeq and is a predicted model, not a curated record. NCBI's taxonomy places the organism in Eukaryota, Metazoa, Chordata, Actinopteri, Cypriniformes, Danionidae.